Messenger RNA from Mytilinidion resinicola, 1232 nucleotides. RefSeq lists its product as uncharacterized. The transcript is spliced from 2 exons. Bases 26 to 1009 code for a protein of 327 amino acids. The record is from RefSeq and is a predicted model, not a curated record. Lineage: Eukaryota; Fungi; Ascomycota; Dothideomycetes; Mytilinidiales; Mytilinidiaceae.
GAAUCAGUGGAUAGUGAAGCUCCGCAUGUCUUCGGACGAACCUUGCGAGGAGCCCUAUGGUAUCCAGUGGGAUCUGGCGGAGGAGAAUACCGCAUGUGAAGUCGCAAUUAAUGCCCUUCUUCGCGAGCGCACUACCAUUCCUGUCCCUGAGAUAUACGCAUAUGAGGCCGAGGACGAGUAUGGCGUACAUGCGCCUUUCAUGCUCAUGAAGGCAAUGAAGGGAAACACGGUUCCUGAUCUUACCGGAUCUCCGGAGGUUCCAGAGGAGCAUUUCGCGAACUUCGCUGAGAGGAUUGCAGAGAUCCAUGUGGAACUAUCCACCCUUCAAAUGCCUAAGAUCGGACCCAUCGCCGGCAAAGACUCAGACGGUACAUACGCCCAAUCUAUCCUCUGGUUCGGCGGCCCGUUCUCGACCGCAACAUCCUACUUCCACGCCUGGAGCUCUCAUCACACCUUUGCCCUACCCGAAGCCAAGAUUCGCGCCUGCGCGCCUCCAGAAUACGGCGAUGUGCUCGUAGAAUCGGCGAAACACUUCCCUGCCGCCAUCCAAGAACUUGCUCCCAAGAUCUCCGCUCGUGAUAGUGGCCCCUUCCCAAUACAUCACCCAGACUUCGGCACCUGGAACAUCCUCGUUGACGACAACUUCAAGGUUGUAGGCAUCAUUGAUUGGGAUGCCGCGUUUGCUGCGCCGUGGGAAGCGUUCGCGCAGUUUCCGUUGUUCAUCUCGAAUGCGCCCCGUCAAUUGGAACUUCCGUGGUUCUACGACGAUGAGGGGAACCCUACGGAUCCUGAUACUAUCGAGACGUAUGAAAAGAGGAAGCAGUACAUUGAGGCUGUGAAGCGGGCGGAGGGGAAGAUGGGACUGGUUGGGGAUGGGCAUGAGUACUUGCUUUCAAUGGCUCUUGAGGACACCCAGAGGCACGCUAUUGGAGCUGCUAUACACAGCUUCACUAAUGAGCAUAGGCCAUGCUUCUUCAUGAAGCUAGUAGAGGAGCUAGACUUGAAGUGAAGUGAAGUUUACAGAGCGGCCAAGAACGGCAAUGCAUUCUCCUUGAUUACCCUAAAGCGAACGAUAACGGCGGCUGAGCCCUAAUGUCCACUUCACACUCUCUUGCCUCACCGAACAAUCAACUAUGCCGCUUUUAUAGCUGCUCGGCCACGUUGCCCGAUUUCUCUGUCUCUGCUAUAAAACAAGCAGCAAAGAAUACUCUCAGAAGCUAGGCUCCAUCAAU